This is a messenger RNA of Chaetomium fimeti, 3646 nucleotides long. Its product is annotated as Sodium/calcium exchanger protein-domain-containing protein. The record is from RefSeq and is a predicted model, not a curated record. The transcript has 2 exons. The coding region runs from base 227 to 3556 and encodes 1109 amino acids. NCBI's taxonomy places the organism in Eukaryota, Fungi, Ascomycota, Sordariomycetes, Sordariales, Chaetomiaceae. Gene Ontology annotation, molecular function: calcium:proton antiporter activity. Gene Ontology annotation, cellular component: membrane; endomembrane system. Gene Ontology annotation, biological process: calcium ion transmembrane transport; intracellular calcium ion homeostasis.
AACCCAUUUCCGAUUUGCAGUUACGGGGUUGACGAGACUGCCAUGACAUCCUAAAAACCCGCUGCAUCCGUCCCACCAACCGCGUUCGACGGCCCUUGUUUAUAACUAGCUAGUUGUUGAUGGUCGAACUCCAACUAGUUAAGCUUAACCUAUCCGAGCAAGAUCAUCAGCACCAAAUCUGCGUUCACCUCACUCCCUUCAAACACAUCCUCGCGCGCCAUCCGUGAUGGAAUCCCCGGGACCUGGUCGCGAUUCGGCGGCCGACCCCUCUCCGACCGACACGCGACGGCUUUCGCAAUCCAUGUCCACCAUUCAAGACGAUGAUGGUGUCGAUGCUGCACGGAGGCGACCAGAAAGCGCCAUGCAGAGCCCAAACCCCGGAAACCCUUCUCGCUCCGACGGUGGCCUGUCGCCAGCGGGCGAUCUUCUCACGCCACGAACCGGCCCAGGAGCCGCGCGGUCGCGUCCUCGCAAACCGCCCAUGGCGCGGCGCGCCUCCUCCAGUGCCCAAGCCCCUUACCGAGGCGGCGUGUUCUCAGUGGACGAUGGCAUCGCCGAGGUCGAAGCUGACGCCGCGGAGCGCCAGCAGAGUUACACGACCACACUACGAAGACGAGCUGGUGCCCCGCCCGCACUCGUAAGGAUCCACUCUUCCGCCGCCGACGAGGAUCCCGUCAGCGAAGGGAUCGAAGAGGAGGCCGAACAGGCCGACAACAACCCGGCGGAAGAGUCCGGUGGAGACGCACCCGAGGUAGAGCACCCGGACGUCGCGACGCCUGACGAUGAUGACGGGGACGUCAGCGACGCCGAGAGCUUCACUCUCAAAGACCGCCAACAGGCCAUCAAUCAGACACACCCUUUCGGUAUCAGGCUUUGGAAGCCGGCCCUGUACAAGAAGAGCCGUUCGGUACAGAAGAAUGCCGAGGGCGAUAUUCACUCAUCACCCGGCGGCCAUGUCAGCACCUGGCUGCUGUUCUUCAACCUUGUGUGGACCCUUGCUUUUGGUUGGUGGAUGGCCUUGAUUGCCUUCACCGGUGCUAUCGUCUGCCUCCUCUUCGCCGCCGCGCCCGGCGGGCGGGAGUAUGGCCAGGUCCUGUGGGGCCUGUCGGGUUACAUCUUCUAUCCCUUUGGCAAGUUUGUGGGGCUGGAGCAGCAAGAAGCCUACCUGGACGAAGACGAGGGCGAGGGCCGAAGCAUCAGCGAGUACGAACAGUGGCAGAGCGGCGACCUGGAAUAUGGCCGGUUGUUCUUUGGGCCGGACAGGAACCGCUCCAUUGUCGGGCGGUCGCGGCGAAGCCUCGACUCGGAACCGGACGAGACCGAGAGCCUCCUCGGGAGAGGGCGCGGGCAGGCCUUGGACGAUCAACUCCCUCGCAUGAAACGGAGGUUGUUCGGCCGCGGGGAGUGGAAUGUCGGCCGCGUCAUCUUCUUUGCAUUCUUCUAUUUCCUGAUCAUGCCCUCGCUAUUUGUCGUCUCGGCCAUUUGCUGGUUGCUGGUGUUCACGAUCCCCAUGGGCAAAGUCACAAUGCUCCUGUUUUCCCAUCUCCGGCGCCACCCCCUGGCCCUGUCCUUCGAAUCCGAUAUCGCCUCUGCCCGCGCCCCCACGACACCCCAAUCUUCCAUCCUGCUCUGUACCUAUCGAGCUGUCGGCCUCAAGUACUGGAAGUACACCAUCGAUGGAACCAACAUCUUCUUGAUCAACCUCAUGGCCAUCGUAGGUUUUGUCAUCUUCGACUGGCUCGUCCUGGAUGGGCUCCUGCACAUGGAGAACUUUCUCACGUCCCCCGCCUUUCUCUUCGUGUCGGGCCUCCUAUCCAUCAUACCGCUCGCCUACUUCAUUGGCCAAGCGGUAGCGUCUAUCUCGGCCCAGUCAUCCAUGGGGCUCGGCGCAGCCAUCAAUGCGUUCUUCUCCACCAUCGUCGAGGUUUUCCUCUACUGCGUCGCCCUCCGGCAGGGCAAGGCCCGGCUCGUCGAGGGCAGCAUUGUCGGCAGCAUCUUUGCCGGUGUCCUCUUCCUGCCAGGCCUGUCCAUGUGUUUCGGCGCCAUCAAACGCAAGACCCAACGCUUUAACUCGAGGUCGGCCGGCGUGACUUCGACCAUGCUGCUUUUUGCAGUCAUUGGUGCCUUUGGGCCGACUCUCUUCUACCAGAUCUAUGGCACCCACGAGCUGACUUGCCAAGACUGUGUCAACUUUGACACGCCCAACGACGGCGGGGGGGCUUUGCGUGACUGUCGCCGCUGCUAUUUCUCCCAGACGCCUGCGCUCAGCGACCGCUUCUACAUCGAAGCGGUGCGUCCUUACUGUUAUCUCGCCGCCACCAUGCUGUUCAUGUCUUACAUCAUCGGACUCUGGUUCACGCUCCGCACGCAUGCGGCUGUCAUCUGGAACACUGAGGUAGAGGAGAAGAAGCACGACGACCACGCCACCCCUCACGCCACCCCCCGACCACUGGGCAACCCACCGGCUGGCGAAGCCAGCGGCGUCGACAUUCGAGACUCGCAUCUGUACAAGCGCAUACUUGGCCAGUCCCUCCGACAAGUUGGGCAAUACUCGCGACCCGACGAGGAGACACGGCAGAACACACCUCUCUCCGGGGCCGGAGCCAACGGCACCCCUCACCUGGUUCCGCCAAAGCCCAGCAGCUACGGUGCUACUGACACCGCUUGCGCCACUAUCAACAUCCCCGGGCUGACGGACGCCGAGAACAGCAAUCUCGUUCAUCAAGUGGCUGAGAUUGCGGCGACCGCUGCGACCGUCGCCGCCAGAAACGUGCAGAGCGCCAGGCGAGGGCCACCAGGCACCAUCUCGACGGCCGCCAACCCGCCCGCUUCGGCGAGCCACCCGGGGCCGGUGCGCAGCGCCGCCAUCGUGCCGGGCCAGGACGACGCCACAGGGCCAGCGGGCGCGCAGGCAGACGGCCACGGCGGCCACGAUGCGCCAAACUGGAGCCGGCUCAAGAGCUCGGUCAUUUUAAUGGGCGCCACUGUGCUUUACGCUAUCAUUGCCGAGAUCCUUGUUGACACAGUCGACGUGGUGCUCGAGAGCUUCGACAUUGACGAGAAGUUUCUCGGCAUCACCCUUUUUGCACUAGUUCCCAACACGACCGAGUUCCUAAACGCCAUCUCGUUCGCUAUGAACGGCAACAUUGCACUUUCCAUGGAAAUUGGUUCCGCCUAUGCUCUGCAGGUGUGUCUCCUGCAGGUUCCCGCCCUGGUGCUUUUCUCGGCUGUCAACCCACUCGGAGUCCCUGCCGAGGACGUGGCCCGCUACACUUUCAGCCUGCUCUUCCCCCAGUGGGACAUGGUGACAGUCAUCCUGUGCGUAUUCUUGCUGAGCUACAUGUACGGCGAGGGCAAGAGCAACUAUUUCAAGGGGAGCAUUCUCCUCCUCAGCUACCUGGUCGUCAUUAUCGGCUUCUAUUUGAGCAGCUUUGAAACUAGUCUGGAAGACCCCGGCAAUGGCGUGAGCCGGUUCGACACACUGAAGGCGGAUGGCCAAUGGAUGAGUUACAACUUCAAGACGGUUGGGAGAAGUACUUCUGGGGCCGCCUUUUGAUAAACCCGACAGGCGUUGGCGGUUGGCAAAUGGCUUCACUCGGUUCCCGGUUGCGGGUAUGCCGGAGGCCCAAUAUUGCCGGGGAUUAUG